ACUCCUACAUUCCAUCCAUCCAUCCAUAGAGAAAGAACUGUCUUAUCUGUGCGUAUACCAUGCGCAUCACUAGUUACCGCGCUUGUCUGCUACCAGUUCAGCCGCACGCGUCGUGAAUCGACCAUGACGAGUAAUCCGCACAGGCAAGCGCUCUUCGUGAAAGCGGAUGGCGGGCCCAUGUACUUUUAUAUGGUGCCCUGCUCGGAGCGAAGGGAGAUAGGCCAGCUUAUAGAAAAUGGAGGCGGCGUUCUUUUGCGGCAGGAUAAGAAUCCUGACGUCGUCCGGUUGGUGCCCUCUUCCAUUACAACGACGGAAGGUCCUGAUGACGCUUUCGCUGCACAUUACAUACGUGAUUGCGUUCACAGCAACAAGCUCCUUCCUCUGAAAAACUUCAUAUUGCCGAGAGUGCCAGCUGCGGAGACUGACGGAGAUCGCAAGGUGCGUAAACUGCAUUCCGUUCGCUCAAGACGCGAGUACACGCUUGAGGAAGAAGUUGCAAUGGCGAAGUACAUAGGGAACAAGCCCAAUGUCCGUGUCAGGGGCAACGCGAUAUACAAGGAAAUGGCUGCGGCCUGUGCGGUGCCUGGCGAUCACCCGUGGCAGUCACUGAGGCAGCAUUACCUGAAGAAAAUCCUCCCCAUGAAACACCUGUACGAGUCACUUGACGGGAGUGAAUUCCUUAAGAGAUACGCCCACGAGUCACUUGACGCCAGAGAACUCGUUAAGAGAUACGCCCACAAGGCACAAGAAGCGCAUGACGCCCCGCCGAGCGCCACUUCAGAUCGUGGGAAAGUUCUCGUUGAAGACAACAGCAGCGAUGACGAACUAUUUCCCAAGCCGCGGGGAGCUACUGACGGUGGAGUCGAAAAGAAACCCGUUCGCCUAAGACGCGAGUACACGCUUCGCGAACAAAUUGCAAUGGCGAAGUACAUAGCAAACAAGCCCAAUGUCCGUGUCAGGGGCAACGCGAUAUACAAGGAAAUGGCUGCGGCCUGUGUGGUGCCUGGCGAUCACCCGUGGCAGUCACUGAGGCAGCAUUACCUGAAGAAAAUCCUCCCCAUGAAACACCUGUACGAGUCACUUGACGGGAGUGAAUUCCUUAGGAGAUACGCCCACGAGUCACUUGACGCCAGAGAACUCGUUAAGAGAUACGCCCACAAGGCACAAGAAGCGCAUGACGCCCCGCCGAGCGCCACUUCAGAUCGUGGGAAAGUUCUCGUUGAAGACAACAGCAGCGAUGACGAACUAUUUCCCAAGCCGCGGGGAGCUACUGACGGUGGAGUCGAAAAGAAACCCGUUCGCCUAAGACGCGAGUACACGCUUCGCGAACAAAUUGCAAUGGCGAAGUACAUAGCAAACAAGCCCAAUGUCCGUGUCAGGGGCAACGCGAUAUACAAGGAAAUGGCUGCGGCCUGUGUGGUGCCUGGCGAUCACCCGUGGCAGUCACUGAGGCAGCAUUACCUGAAGAAAAUCCUCCCCAUGAAACACCUGUACGAGUCACUUGACGGGAGUGAAUUCCUUAGGAGAUACGCCCACGAGUCACUUGACGCCAGAGAACUCGUUAAGAGAUACGCCCACAAGGCACAAGAAGCGCAUGACGCCCCGCCGAGCGCCACUUCAGAUCGUGGGAAAGUUCUCGUUGAAGACAACAGCAGCGAUGACGAACUAUUUCCCAAGCCGCGGGGAGCUACUGACGGUGGAGUCGAAAAGAAACCCGUUCGCCUAAGACGCGAGUACACGCUUCGCGAACAAAUUGCAAUGGCGAAGUACAUAGCAAACAAGCCCAAUGUCCGUGUCAGGGGCAACGCGAUAUACAAGGAAAUGGCUGCGGCCUGUGUGGUGCCUGGCGAUCACCCGUGGCAGUCACUGAGGCAGCAUUACCUGAAGAAAAUCCUCCCCAUGAAACACCUGUACGAGUCACUUGACGGGAGUGAAUUCCUUAAGAGAUACGCCCACGAGUCACUUGACGACAGAGAACUCGUUAAGAGAUACGCCCACAAGGCACAAGAAGCGCAUGACGCCCCGCCGAGCGCCACUUCAGAUCGUGGGAAAGUUCUCGUUGAAGACAACAGCAGCGAUGACGAACUAUUUCCCAAGCCGCGGGGAGCUACUGACGGUGGAGUCGAAAAGAAACCCGUUCGCCUAAGACGCGAGUACACGCUUCGCGAACAAAUUGCAAUGGCGAAGUACAUAGCAAACAAGCCCAAUGUCCGUGUCAGGGGCAACGCGAUAUACAAGGAAAUGGCUGCGGCCUGUGCGGUGCCUGGCGAUCACCCGUGGCAGUCACUGAAGCAGCAUUACCUGAAGAAAAUCCUCCCGUUGAAACACCUGUACGAGUCACUUGACGGGAGUGAAUUCUCUAAGAGAUACGCCCACGAGUCACUUGACGCGGGUGAACUCGUUAAGAGACUCGACGAUUACGACGCCUACGAGGCACAAGAAGCGCGUGACGGCUCGCCGAGCGCCGCUUCAGAGCGUGGGAUAGUUCUCGUUGAAGAUAGCAGCAUCUAUGACGAACUAUUUCCCAAGCCGCGGAAAGCUGCUGACGUUGAAGUGGGAUACCAAAAUUUGGAUACCAAAAUUGAAGUUAUUGAGGAAACAGUCGACGUCAGCAAUGAGCGACUCUUCACUUAUACAUGGCUUAUCUGGAGUCAACUCUGAAGAACAUGACCUAUGCUUAACUCGCAAUGGGAGCGCUCCGGGCUCCUCACCGCUCUUGGGGAAGGGAAGAGCCGGCCGCCACACACCACGUGCCCCCGGGCAUUGCGCCACCAGGACAGGGUGCCAAAGAAGGCGACAGCAGUGCUUCGCAGCGAACUAUUGCUAAGGCCUUAAUCUAUUGCCGCUCCAGCAGAAAGACGUGGUGCAAUGUGCUGAAAUUUGUGCUGGUACUGGAGGAAAGAAGUGACUUAGGCUUAUGGUCGGCAUCCUUCUUUCUUCUUUCUUGUAUUGACUUAAUUUAAGUUAUUAUUUUAACCUUUUUGUUACCCCAAGACAAGUUUCUUGAACAAUUUGACGAGCCAUUAUUCUUGGCCAAGAAUUUUAGAAUAACGCUCUGUCUUCCAAAAAGAAAGAAAAUGAGGUCAUAUUUUGUGAGCUGUAUACAUGCCGUGCAUCAUAUAAUUGACCAGGUGCUUUUAUUCUUAUAUGCCACAAUCAUCAUUUGAGGAAAGAAGUGACUUAGCCUUAUGAUCGGCAUCCUUCUUUCUUCUUUCUUGUAUUGAAGUUGUCCUAAUUUAACUUAUUAUUUGAACCUUUUAUUACCCCAAGAACAUCUUUCUUGCAGAGCAAUUUGACGAGCCAUUAUUCUUGCCCAAGAAUAUUAGAAUAACGCUCUGUCUUCAAAAAAGAAAGAAAACGAGGUCAUAUUUUGUGAGCUGUAUACAUGCCGUGCAUCAUAUACUUGACCAGAUGCUUUUAUUCUUAAUAAUAAUAUUUGGGGUUUUACGUGCCAAAACCACUUUCUGAUUAUGAGGCACGCCGUAGUGAAGGACUCCGGAAAUUUUGACCACCUGGGGUUCUUUAACGUGCACCUAAAUCUAAGAACACGGGUGUUUUCGCAUUUCGCCCCCAUCGAAAUGUGGCCACCGUGGCCAGGAUUCGAUCCCGCGACCUCGUGCUCAGCAGCCCAACACCAUAGCCACUGAGCAACCACGGCGGGUUGCUUUUAUUCUUAUAUGCCACAAUAAAGAAAAUUGCAUAUGUAGGCCCCUGUUGUUCUUUUCUCAAAUACGAUCUGGAUAAGCAGACAUUACUAGCAAGAAUAAUUUUGCUAAUUACCUAAAACGUGCUAAAUAACUCUUCACCUUAGGGAGCAUGUUGCAAUGCGGAACUGAAGCAGGGCAGUUAUAAAGCCGUGUCUCCAUAGCAGAAAUCCUAAGACUAGCACCGCUUUCAAGAUAUGUGAUCUUAACUUAUGUGGUAAGAAAUACCUUGACAUUAAAGAGACGCUUUUAAACACUAACAUGGUUGGGUGCAAUUGUAGAGACGAUGAAGGGAAACACUAAAACAGUUUGUACAGACAAACUAUAUUCGCAGUAUUCUUUCCUAUUUGGCCUCAUUGGCUCAGCAAAAGUGCACGGAGCUAGCCAGGUGCUAUCUUUAUCGCCUUAGAGUACAAUGUCCAAGAAUGGUGCGACCGCUGGCUAAUGACCCUUAAUCCGACUAAAUGUAAACUUCUUUCCAUUACUCGCCAAAAGCACCCCGUUACAUUCCCGUACAUAAUUGCUAACGAAUCUAUACAAGCAAUAACAUCGUUCAAAUACUUGGGCGUUACUUGACAGUGACAUCAGUGUCAAUCGGGGUAGCGAUGGGUUUCAAUCGCGAGAACGAGCAUUUAGGCACUCUUUGGAAGAGAAUGAAAACAUACUUUAAACUUUUAUGUGUCUAGCACUUCAUGUUGAGUGUCUGCAUACAGAGGAAGCCUACAGUAUGCUUCUUAUAGCCUCAAAAUUUGGUGUCUCAACCCCUUUAAACUAGUGGGAAGUGUGAGGAAAGCACUUCUUUUCCUUCAUUGAAAAAUAAUCUUUUAUAGUGCCCCUCCUAGAAUGGUGUUGCUGGUUCACUUUUGGCACAUAAAUUCCCCUCCAACAAUUUUUUUAUAUUCCUUGUUUCCAUUGUGUACUUAUUACUAUAGCCUGUUCUAAUGUUUUGUUUGCAUUUUUUUUACAUCUCCACAAUCUUGUGUACUGUUGUAGCCCAUUUGAACUUAACAUCACCAGGCCCUAUUGCAAAUUUUAGUUAUACACUGGUAUAUGUAAGGUGUCGUCUAGAAAGCCUUUUUUUCGAAGAUUUUCAAAUUAAUUCACCCAAUGUCACUUGGACAACCUUGGUUUCUGUAAGCCAAGUACCUGAAGCCAUUUCUAGCAGGAAAUUGGCCACAUCUUGGGAAAUGGAAGAACCUGUCCUGUUACCCUGCUGCCAGAAGGCAAGCGGUUACUACCAGCAGACAUUUUGUCCCUGCCUCGACUAGGGUGCGCAAGUGUGCUUUCCCUGCCUUCUCCAAUACCAAAGCGAAAAGACCAUGUCACAUGAAUGUGUCGUACCCCGCAUUUUAAAGAAAAUUCUUCACAAUUCCAGUGGCAGGUUUGCGUAUUUGGCAUUAGGUGAUUCACUUGAACUCAUGUGCCAUGGCUGGCAAUAUUGCAAGUAGCCUGUAUUGCAUAGAGGCAUUUGUGCGUGUGACCUGGCUUCAUCAAAGUGUGGCGGCCUUGAGAGUAAGUGCGGUCUAUUGUUUGGAAAUCCAGCAUUUUUUAUGCCACUCAGCCAUUUCAUACUUCUCAGACACGGUCGUUGCCAUGUGAUCUACAUGCUGCACUUGUUUGCAUUGGCCAAACCUGCAGACUUCAACACACUUUUUGUAAAUUAGCAAUGCACAUUCUUUUGCAACUUGUAUUCUUCAUUGAAGUGCUGAUUUACGCUACGCAUUCUAAUGCAAGUUUUCAUCUUAUGGUAUUCCGAGAUAUUUGCAGUUCACUUAUGAUCUGUGUGCAUAGAGUUGUGGUUAUUCUUCAAUGGCUGUUUCUUGUCCCUUGCCUUACUUGUAUUUUUUCACAAAAUAAACCACAUGCACUCAAUAUUUUGUUCACUGUACUCAGUGUCAAGGUGUUUGCCUCAUACGUUUUACUCAAGCCCAUUUUUGUUGCACUUUUUAGCAUAUGAGGGUAUAUCUUGCCAAACAGAACAUGAGAAGUAACAUGGAACAGUGUCAAACCUGCAUAGGAUGAGUAUUUAAAAAGUUUGGCCACCAGAGUUGAGUACCCUGAAAGAAUGGUUUGAUUCAAAUGACCCCAGCUGGUAUAUGUACCAUAAUUUAUGCUUCUUCCCAAUUUGUUGAAUACAGUGCAAAUGGCUGUCCUGGGAAGCAUAACUAAACCACUGGUAAUACAACAUGGGGAGACACUUGUGCAGACUUAACAUCAGUGAAUGACAAUUAUUGACCUCCAGAGAGCAUAUAGAGCUGUCCUUACUAUCAACAUAUAAAUAAAUGGCAAGUGGCAUAAAAGUUUAACAUGCACUUAAAGCACUUAACAAACACUUAAAGGGGCACUGAAACACUUCCGACUGAUCAUAGUUACCUCACUACAAAAGGAUAUCGCCUGCUGCAAAAAUUUUUCGAAUCAUUGAACUGUAAGCGGAAUUAGUAGUUAUUGCACUGAUGCAUUGCUUUCUCCUUUCGCCUCAGCUAGUGUGCUGGAAGCUACACGGUGCAUGGCAAGGUAGCAAGGACCUGGUCAAGUUUUUUUUUUCUUUUUUACACAUUGCUACUUGUGGUUCAGGCAUGUGUGGCAGUCUCUAAACGCGAGAUGGACGCCUGGAGCUACAUCACUUACAGAGACCAAUAAAUACACACGGCUGUCUGAUCGUCCUGCGAACAGAGCUUGUGGUGGUCGUGGUAUCUAUAUUAUGCAGCAUGCCAGUUUCACGGCCCCUUUAAGAAGGGCACAAACAAAGACAACAAAAGUUGGUUUCAUGAGUUCUGCCUGAGUCGCCACUGAUAUCACGCAGUUGCUCGUGCACAAAUUGUGAAACAAUAACGUAUGAGCCAUAGGAAACGAACAGUCAUGUCGGCAAAAAAAAAAAAAGCAUAUGUAUUGUGAUAGGCAACCUCAAGCGCCACGGCACAAGGUGAAGCUAAGUUGCAGUUUGGCACAUAAUAGGAUCUCUUCUGCUUACAACGGUGCACGCACAUGAACAUUUCACUUUAUACGAUCUUUGCAAUAUGAACAGCAUUGAAACGCAAUGUAGAGAUGAAACAGUAAAGGGACUGACUACACCAAAUGUUCCAGGAUAAGGUGCCAGGAGAAACAGCCGAGAUGUGCUUGCACUUUUGCGACAAUCCAGCAGUGCACGAGCACUUUGCCUCCACGAUCGAUGGGUCCCGGAAUGCGUCGGCGAUUUUCACCACAAUCUCGUGCGGGUCCGCUGUCACGCCGGAGGUUUGCACGCACGCGCGACCACUUCAACUUAAUUACUCACUGUACCACUGGUACCGACUAAAAUGAGGUGCUCGGCGUCCACUACCCGUUCUCCCCCCACAAAACAGUGCGAAUUAACAUCGCAGUGCAACAAACUUCAUAUUUUCACCAAGGACAGCGUACGCGGGGACCUCCGUAAAGCCGCCA
Messenger RNA from Dermacentor albipictus, 7124 nucleotides. Its product is annotated as telomeric repeat-binding factor 2-interacting protein 1-like. NCBI's taxonomy places the organism in Eukaryota, Metazoa, Arthropoda, Arachnida, Ixodida, Ixodidae. Gene Ontology annotation, biological process: regulation of DNA-templated transcription; telomere maintenance via telomere lengthening. The record is from RefSeq and is a predicted model, not a curated record. Gene Ontology annotation, cellular component: shelterin complex. Gene Ontology annotation, molecular function: telomeric repeat DNA binding.